AUGAAUUUCGAGAUCGAAUCACCAUUUUCUUUUCAAUCUUCCUCUCUCAUAUGUACACCACCUAAAAACCCUAACCUAGUUUCAGAAACAUCACAAUUUGUCUCACACAAAAGGAAAGGGGGAAGAAAGAAGUUCAAGGAGACUCGACACCCUAUUUAUAGGGGUGUCCGACAAAGGAAGGGAAAAUGGGUGUGUGAACUUAGGGAACCAAAGAAGACAUCAAGGAUUUGGUUAGGGACAUACCCUACACCCGAAAUGGCAGCUAGGGCACACGAUGUGGGUGCCCUAGUAAUUAGGGGCACCUCAGCCAUAUUAAACUUUCCAAAUUCACUUUCUUUUCUUCCAAUUGUUAACUCAUCUUCUUCACAUAAAGAUAUUCGAGCAGCUGCAGCAGAAGCUGCUGAGAGUUUUAGACCUAUAACCUCUUUUAACCAAAAGAUCGGUCGCAAAACUAAAUGUAAGAGAUUUACAAAGGUUUCAUCAAUAGAAGAGAAAAAGAAGAAAACAGUUGGCACAGAGAAAAGCAUUGAGGAUUUGUCUUCAACUCAUGUGUUCUUUGAUGAAGAGGCUUUCUUUAACAUGCCAAGUCUCUUGGAUAGAAUGGCAGAGAGUUUGGGUGUUUUUCCACUACCAUAUCAGGAUUAUUUGGAUGAUUAUGCUUAUUGCAUGGACUUUAAUUUAUGGACGGAUUAA
Messenger RNA from Cajanus cajan (pigeon pea), 693 nucleotides. Lineage: Eukaryota; Viridiplantae; Streptophyta; Magnoliopsida; Fabales; Fabaceae. The record is from RefSeq and is a predicted model, not a curated record.